This is a messenger RNA of Trypanosoma cruzi, 687 nucleotides long. RefSeq lists its product as uncharacterized. NCBI's taxonomy places the organism in Eukaryota, Euglenozoa, Kinetoplastea, Trypanosomatida, Trypanosomatidae. Bases 1 to 687 code for a protein of 228 amino acids. Gene Ontology annotation, cellular component: eukaryotic translation initiation factor 3 complex; cytoplasm. The transcript has a single exon. Gene Ontology annotation, molecular function: translation initiation factor activity. The record is from RefSeq and is a predicted model, not a curated record.
AUGAACGACGAUUACGACAACUUUGAUGAGUACAACGACGCUGCCGAUGAUUGGGAAGCAGAAGCGGCAGAAGAGGAAGCACGUGAAAAGGAGAUACUCGAACAGAAGGCUAACAUUGAGGAGCAGAAACUUAAGAAACGCAUUAAGGCCCCUGCAAAAGUGAAGAAGGAAGAGGAAGAGGAAGAGACAAUUGCAGCAGACAUAGCAGCAGCUCUUAUUACGAUGAAAGAGAAGGCGAGCAGUGCGGGAGAGGCGAUGCAUUUAUUGGGGGAUGGGGACGAGGGUGCACGGAGGCUCAUUGCGGAUAUGCCUGUGAAAACCGAACAAGAUGCAACAGAACUUGGAGAAGCCAUCGCGAAGCGGCUGCUGACUUUUUCCCGGCUGCCACACUUUAAUACGAUGCUUGCUGUUGUGUUUCAGGAUUUUGCUCAAGAAUUUCGAACACUUUACGCUGCAAACAUGGAGGCGACAAGGGUGCAUGUAUCCAGCGAGGAGGCGAAGAGGCGAAUCAAAAAAGCCAAGAAGGCAAAGGGAAGCAAUCACCACGACGACGCUGCCACGAUAGAAACCACCGUCAAUAAGGAGCCAGAUAUCGAAAAGAAGGAUCGUGAUGCUUUGGAUUUUGACGCGGUAAAUGACGCUGGCGGUGCGGCUGGUGUUUCAAUUGAGGAGGAAGACUUUAUGUGA